This is a messenger RNA of Cooperia oncophora, 549 nucleotides long. The record is from the annotation of a GenBank genome assembly. NCBI's taxonomy places the organism in Eukaryota, Metazoa, Nematoda, Chromadorea, Rhabditida, Trichostrongylidae.
CCUGUCAAAAAUGAGACGGCUGCCGGUGUGGCUGCACACGUCUCCGUACCCAGCCAUCGUUUACUCAAUGAUAUCCUCGUAAUUCCGUCCAGUCGACGCCUCUACAUCCUUGCAAUCAUUCCCAUACAUGAAUCGGCUGAUAACCAGGGAUUCGAAUGUGGUCGUGUGGAUCUCAACGGAUUCCUCAGGCUAGGCGCCUUUCUUGAUGCACUUAAUAAGGUGAAUUCACAGCGGGUUCUGAAGGAUACUGGCCUGUCACUGGGAGCUGUGAUAAUCGAUAGUUGCUCCUCUGACCUGAGAACUGUUGCCGAUCUGUCAGAUGUUGUAGCGAUAGUACGUGACGACGGUGCUUACCUCCCAAAUGUAGAUCAACUCGCCAGGCAUUUGAACCUUCCUGUUAUGAACACAUUUUUCUCCACCACUGUGCAGCCUUUAACUACUGGAACGUUGCCAUCGAUCGCCUCAGUCCUUGACGCAAUGAUAGGCGUUGUGCAGCACACGAACAGCACUUGUGUUAGUGUGCUUCAUGAUGAGCUUCAUGAGCAGUAA